Chanos chanos (milkfish) is the source of this 1053-nucleotide messenger RNA. Its product is annotated as P2Y purinoceptor 1-like. NCBI's taxonomy places the organism in Eukaryota, Metazoa, Chordata, Actinopteri, Gonorynchiformes, Chanidae. Gene Ontology annotation, biological process: G protein-coupled receptor signaling pathway. The transcript has a single exon. Bases 1 to 1053 code for a protein of 350 amino acids. Gene Ontology annotation, cellular component: membrane. The record is from RefSeq and is a predicted model, not a curated record. Gene Ontology annotation, molecular function: neuropeptide receptor activity.
AUGGAACCAGUAAGUGCUCAGAAAAAUUCUACGUGCCAGGAGAUAGAUCUACCUUUUACGCAUAAAUUUCUGCCUUCUGUGUACAUUGUGGUAUUUCUUAUUGGAGUUUUCGCCAAUUUCUGGGGAUUAAAAUCUGUCUGUACCAACUGGAAGGCGCUUGGGAACAUAAACAUAUUCAUCCUGAACCUCGGUAUUGCAGACCUUUUAUAUGUUUUCACUUUGCCUUUUCUGGUUGUUUAUUAUGCGGCGGACAGCAAGUGGCUUUUUGGGCAGGUCUUCUGCAAAAUCACAAGAUUCUGCUUUAAUUUGAACCUCUAUGGCAGCAUAGGCUUCCUCACCUGUAUCAGCAUAUACAGAUACCUUGGUAUCGUCCAUCCGAUGAAGGUUAUGGGAAAAAUAAAUAGCACGGUCUCUGCGGUUAUAACCGUUUUAGUGUGGACCUUGGUUUUCAUUCAGAUUCUUCCAGACAUGUUCUUUGACAAGUCUGCACCAAAUUCCUCAGAUUCGUGCUACGAUACAACAAGCAACCAGUGGAUCAAAGAUUACCUGUCGUACAGUUUAGGGUGGACUUUUACUGGAUUUGUUAUCCCUUUGCUAAUAAUUCUGGGAUGCUACGGCCACAUCGCCUUUGUACUUGCCACCAAAGCUAACAUCAAUGUUUUGCUUAAACAACGCUGUUUGAAACUGGUUUUGAUGCUGACCGUUUUAUUCGCCAUUUGCUUCAUUCCUUAUCAUGUGCUUAGAAAUUUGAAUUUAAAGACAAGAAUUUUGAAAAUGGAGGGAACGUGCCAUGCGAGUUUUGACGACAUCUACAUCGCUCACCAAGUGUCCCGCGGACUUGUGUGUAUGAACAGUGCCAUCAAUCCUUUGAUAUAUUUGGUCGGGAAUGACAACUUUCUCUUGCGACUACACAGCUUUUCCCAACGAGCCAGGACGUCUCUUGUUCACAUUACGGGUAGAGUCAUCUACCGAAGAGCACAAGAGGCGCACUCUACGGACAGUCCUCGUGAAGAACGUUCGUCUGGGCUGGAGAGAUUUCAGCUGUGUGCGUGA